Molecule: messenger RNA, 1580 nt
Organism: Lathyrus oleraceus (garden pea)
Lineage: Eukaryota; Viridiplantae; Streptophyta; Magnoliopsida; Fabales; Fabaceae
Product: 26S proteasome non-ATPase regulatory subunit 13 homolog B
Exons: 6
Coding region: 97-1257 (386 amino acids)
Biological process (GO): ubiquitin-dependent protein catabolic process
Cellular component (GO): cytosol; proteasome regulatory particle, lid subcomplex; nucleus
Molecular function (GO): structural molecule activity
Source: RefSeq, a predicted model, not a curated record
UAAAAAUAAAAAUAUAAAAGCACAACGACCUCAAAACAGAGAAGAGAGUUCCAUUUGUUUCUUUCUUUGUUUCAGAGUUUUCUCGCUUCAAUCGCCAUGGCUGCUCUGCAAUACCUGGAAUCCCUUCGAAGUUCUCACCCCGAGCUUGGCGAAUGGUACAAUUCUCUUGCGGAUCUGUACCAGAACAAGCUAUGGCAUCAGCUUACUCUCAAGCUCGAACAGUUCGUCGCUCUUGCCGUUUUCCAGGCCGGUGAUGCUUUGAUACAGUUAUAUAACAAUUUCAUCACAGACUUUGAGACCAAAAUCAACCUUCUCAAACUUGCCCAUUUUGCUGUGAUGGUUUCUCGACAGUAUUCUGAGAAAGAAGCUGCCGUUGCUUAUCUUGAAGGGGUCAUUGAGAAACUGCAAGCAACUAGAGAGCAGCGCAUUGAAGAGCCUAUCCUAUACAUCAAGAUGCAAAUUGCCUUAUUUAAGCUUGAGCAAGGUGACCAAAAGGAAUGCAAGAAUCUUCUGGAAAAUGGAAAGAGUACACUUGACAGCAUGACAGAUAUUGAUCCAACUGUUUAUGCGAGCUAUUACUGGGUAUCUUCUCAAUAUCACAAAUCCCGUCAAGAAUUUGCUGAGUUCUACAAAAAUGCUCUUCUCUAUUUGGCAUACACAUCAGUGGAGUCUCUCUCUGAUUCAUUCAAGCUGGAUUUGGCAUUUGACCUGUCUCUUUCUGCUCUGUUGGGGGAUAACAUAUACAACUUUGGAGAGCUACUUGCCCAUCCUAUUAUUAAGAGCCUCCUAGGGACAAAGGUGGAAUGGCUCUACUACAUUCUGCAGGCAUUCAAUUCUGGUGAUUUGGUUCGAUAUCAAGAAUUAUGUCAGGUGCAUAAUGCUGCUUUAAGGGCUCAACCGGCACUAGUUCAAAACGAACAGAAGCUGUUGGAAAAGAUCAACAUUCUCUGUCUGAUGGAAAUUAUAUUCAGUCGGCCUUCGGAAGAUCGUACUAUUCCAUUGAGUGCAAUUGCAGAGCGUACAAAGCUUUCUAUAGAGGAUGUGGAGCAUCUUCUUAUGAAGAGCCUAUCUGUUCAUCUGAUUGAGGGUAUUAUUGAUCAAGUGGAGGGCACAGUACAUGUUUCCUGGGUGCAACCAAGAGUUCUUGGUAUUCAACAGAUAAAAUCCUUACGGGAUCGACUGGACAGUUGGACAGGAAAAGUACACACGGCGUUGUUGUCCAUCGAGGCUGAGACACCCGAUUUAAUUGGAUCAUGAAAAUUUUCUGUUUGUUUUCUGCCAGUUGUAACGAUUUCUAAUGUUAAAGGGAAAACAUCCUGAGGCAACAAAAGACGAAGAGACUUCCGAGUUACAUGGGCAUAUAGCCAACUUAUGUGCUCCAUUUAGUUUUGUCUACUUCUUUUGAAUGAUUGCUCUGGAAAUAGCAACCCCUUGUACUUGGCUUAGAAAUUAUUGUUUCUAAAAUGGUUGCAUGCUUAGAGACAUGUUGCAUCAGUUCAAAACAGUCUGUUUUUACAUCUUAGAGUGGUGACCAAACUAUGUACCUGAUAAUUUUCUUUAGAUACAGCCAUUUUUAUUUA